ACCUACAUAAAAGAUACCUAGACGCCGACUGCACGACAGGCUACAAAAACAACUUAUACUGUACCUGUCAUUUUACAACGGCUGCUCCAGACAUGAAAAUAAAAAUAGCGACAGAGUUCCUGGAUUUGGAAACUAAUUAUGACUUUUUGUAUAUAUUCGACGGAAAAAAUGCGACCUACCCGAUCCUCGGCCGCUAUACGGGAACGACGCCAUUUGCACUGGUCAUCAAUGGGACCGAGGCCUUUAUGGCACUGACGACGGAUCAUGUGGUGGUAAAAUCUGGCUUCCGACUGUCCUACCUCAUGGUUCCGCCUGACGACGCUAGUGACACACCUUCAUCUCUGAAUCCGAGAGACAUUCCCCGUUACCUCUGGUUGGACGGAUACCUUGAUGCUAAAAAUCACCAAUUUCAAUUACCAAAUGGUGAAGUCGUCAGUAUGAGCACGUUGACCUUAGAUGCUGCUAAACAUUCACGGUUGUGUUACGACCCGAUCUUCGAUCAACUUAAAGCAUUUGCUGACACCGAGUACUGCAACACGUACUGUGAAACCCAGUGAUGGCACAACUAAGACUAUAACUUUAUGAUAUUGCAACUAAUAUAAUGAGUGACAACAACCACGUUAUGUUACAACAAACAUCAUGAAUGACAACUAACGCGUUAUGUUACAACAAUCAUCUCGAGUGACAACUUUCCUGUUAUGUUACAACUAACAACAUGAGUGACAACUUUUCCAUUAUGUUACAGCUAACAUUAUGAGUGGCAAAAACUCCGUUAGGUUACAACAAACAUCAUGAAUAUCAAAACUAUCUUCCGAUGUGUUUCAACUGACAAUGUGGUUACAAAUAACUCCUUUUAUGUUAUAACUCCUUUUAUGUUACGUAUGUGACAAUACGACCGUAACCUUGAUUUAAUGGUUUUGAGAUUGGUAAUCAAAAGUUUGUAUAAAGCUGAGUUGAACCACUAAAAGAGACAGCGAUAAAACGUUGUUUAUAAGGAUUCUUGGCAGGUUAAGCAUCCAAUACAAACGAGGCAGGUCCUUAUCGUUAUCGUUAGUAGUGAUGCGGAAAUUUUGUAAUACAGAAGCGUGAUUAGUUUGUAUUUUGUUUUUCAAUAGGUUUAUCUGACUGAACGGUGCACUUUAGUAAUGAAUUCUUAUUUGACACAGGACAGAUAGGCAAAGUAUAGUGUUGAGUUUUAGUGUAAUAUAAGACUGACAGGUAAAGUAUAGUGAUGAGUUUUAGUGUAAUACAGGACUGACAGGUAUAGUAUAGUGAUGAGAUUUAGUGUAAUACAAGACUGACAGAUUUAGUAUAGUGGUGAGUUUUAGUGUGAUACAUGACUUUCAUGUAUAGUGGUGACGAGUCCUAGUGGGAUACAUGACAGAUAGGUAAAGUAUAGUGAUGAGCUUUAGUGUAAUACAAGACUGACAGGUAUAGUAUAGUGAU
Messenger RNA from Mizuhopecten yessoensis (Yesso scallop), 1446 nucleotides. RefSeq names its product tolloid-like protein 1. The transcript has 4 exons. Lineage: Eukaryota; Metazoa; Mollusca; Bivalvia; Pectinida; Pectinidae. The record is from RefSeq and is a predicted model, not a curated record. Bases 93 to 557 code for a protein of 154 amino acids.